AUGAAUGUAAACAAACGACAUUCUACGUCGACAGUCGAUAAUGCCGAAAAAAAGAAAUUCAAACAAGAUUUUCCCAUCGCUCGAUUCGAACACUUAGCCAAUGAACUCAUCUACGAAAUCUUUGAUCAUCUUGAUGCUCAGCAACUCCAUCAAAGCUUCUUUUCACUCAAUCAACGCCUCCAAUAUCUCUGUUUAAAUGCCAAUCUCUCACUUCGAAUCGGAAUGUCAUCAGCAUCAAAAACAAUAUUUGAACGCUCUUUCAACGAUAUGAUCUCGCAUCAUCAACAUCGAAUUCGAUCUCUCUAUUUAUUCAAUCCAUUCGUCAUUGAUUAUUUUACUAUUUCACAAUGUUCGCAACUGCAAACCUUGACUUUAGGUAACAUUGAAUGGGAGCGUUUGGAAAGUGUUCUCAUUACCUUAGCAUCUGCACCAAAUCUUGUGUCGCUAUCGAUUUAUAUUGGGGGCGUUGGAAAACAAGCGACAGUUUACAGUUUAGUAUUUCAAUUACCUGCAUUAAAAUCUUGCAAACUAAACUUUCAAACGGAUGCUCCAUUGAAACUAUCUGCAAUUUCAAUAAAUUCAGUGAGUCCUAUUGAGCGUCUCAUCAUCAUGGAUAAUUAUAGUUUCGAUGAAAUUAAUGUAAUUCGAUCAUACGUCCCAAAACUACGUUUUUUAUCUAUUACUCGUAAACACGAAUAUCCCGUACGAUACAUGCUCUUCUGUCAGAUCAUAUUUCAUGACUCAACAUAUUUUUCACUACUUGGUGAUCGUGUAUCACUCGAAGGUAUUGAACAGUUUGUAAAAGAGCAUUGUAAUCGUAUAAGUGUAUUACAUGUGUCGCCAAUACCGAACAUAGGCGACCGAGAAGCAUGGGAGAAGUCCAUCCAGUCAUACAUUCCACAUGUGAGUACAUUCAAUUUCGAAUAUGGACAAUCAACGCCCUGCCGCCUGACAUAUGAAUUCUGCCGAUUAAUCUAUACGAGCACUUUUGGAAUCGCAGCAUACAUGGAACAAAAAUUUUUCACACAUGAACCAAUGUCAGAAGCGUGCCUACACGAGAUAUUUUGUUCUAGUCAGUUGCAUAGAAAGAAAUACUUCGAGCUCGAUUCCAGAUUCAAUGUAACUAAUUUCAAAUGUCAUGACAAGGUAGAUACGAACUCUAUUAAUCAUGUCAUUAUACACGAUCCGGAUGUAAUUUCUUGUUGUUCGAAAUAUUUUUUUGCAAAGGCAACUGACUUAUCCAUUAAUCAUGUAAAUUUUACAGAUAAAAAAUUAUGCUUAACCGACGAGCUGCUCCGUAUUCUUGAUCUCAGACGCUUGACAAAAUUAACUAUGAAUUAUAUUGAAAAAGACUUCGACAUAUUCAUCAAACUACUACGACUGGCACCGAAUGUACGUACAAUUACAUGGGAAUCCAUCGAAAAAAUUCCGAACAACUUGCUGUCGUUGGUGGAAAGUGAAGAUUUUCAGUUAGUUUCGCAAGAAAAUCGAAUUAAAACUAUCACCAUUACGUCUCGUUAUACGAAAAAGAUGAUGGAAGUAUUAGUUCAUCUCUGUCCUCGAGUUCAAUACAUAUCUCUUGGUCCGUCCUAUCGAUCACUGGAUGCUACUGUGCAUUAUCUCCUGUCAGAAAUCAACGAUGCAACUCUUCGCCUAUUUUCGUUGUGCAUUCGAGAGGCGUAUCAAGAUUGGAUGACAUAUUGGAAAGAUCAGAUCAAAACACAUGGAGUUUUCAAUGACUAUUCCAUCAAAAUCAUCGAUAAAAACUUUUAUUUAUGGUGGGGAGAUUGA
Molecule: messenger RNA, 1791 nt
Organism: Adineta ricciae
Lineage: Eukaryota; Metazoa; Rotifera; Eurotatoria; Adinetida; Adinetidae
Source: the annotation of a GenBank genome assembly